This is a messenger RNA of Penicillium riverlandense, 180 nucleotides long. RefSeq lists its product as uncharacterized. The transcript is spliced from 2 exons. The coding region runs from base 1 to 180 and encodes 59 amino acids. NCBI's taxonomy places the organism in Eukaryota, Fungi, Ascomycota, Eurotiomycetes, Eurotiales, Aspergillaceae. The record is from RefSeq and is a predicted model, not a curated record.
AUGAUUACUCCCGAAGGGCCUCAUGCGAGCAAAGGCUUGACCUUUGGUUCGUUGCGUCAUAACUUCGCGAGCUUGGCUGAACGAGCCUGCUUCCGAACGGUAGGGAAGGAGGUCUAUUAUACUAACAUCUUAUCAGCUAAGGCAUCCGAAGCGACUCGUGGGCAGGCAUUAGACCACUAG